Messenger RNA from Suillus subalutaceus, 309 nucleotides. RefSeq lists its product as uncharacterized. The coding region runs from base 1 to 309 and encodes 102 amino acids. The record is from RefSeq and is a predicted model, not a curated record. The transcript has 2 exons. NCBI's taxonomy places the organism in Eukaryota, Fungi, Basidiomycota, Agaricomycetes, Boletales, Suillaceae.
AUGUCCACCAGACUGAAGACAUCAUCUAAUUCUUUUGUGCUCACUGCCCUGCUCCCCAUGCCAAAAUUCCUUUACAAAAAGAAACACAUGCGUGAGCUGCUUAAUCAGCCUGCCUGUGAGGGAAUCAUGUUGUCAGAUCCCAUUGGGCACAGUCACUAUUGCUUUACUCCUCUUGCAAGUUACAUCAUCGAUACUCCAAAAGCCAUGAUGCUGGCUACUGUUGGCAGCAAAACUUCCCUGGUUAUUAUGGCCAUGUUCAAGCAAUUUGGCGACCCUUCCAACACCAGCCUCAAACUAGUUCAACUAUGA